This is a messenger RNA of Cuscuta campestris, 3460 nucleotides long. The record is from the annotation of a GenBank genome assembly. Lineage: Eukaryota; Viridiplantae; Streptophyta; Magnoliopsida; Solanales; Convolvulaceae.
CAUAGUUCAAAACAACUGAGGGCUGUACACCCAGUGACUGCCAUUAAAAAAAACCUCAAUCAGCACCAUAAGCAUUCUAUCUAGUUUGGUAUGUCCACUAAACACCAAUUAAGGGGUGAGUUAAUGAACACCAAAAAUAACUCAACAACAUACAGCACAUCAAACUAAUUUAAUUGUUCGCAGAACUGAUCUACAAAACACAGCAAUCAAAUGAUUCAAAUCUCAACUUCAGUAACAUUCCAUGCUACAAGUCUCUUCUUCCACCUUCGCCAGAAUUCAUUAGCAAUUCCUGGCACAAGUCUCUACUUGCAAUAUUGCCUCUAGGAGAAAAUGGUUUAGGAAGAAAUCUCUGAAAAUAUUCAACGAUAUGUGGAGGUGUUUAGAUUUAUAAAUUCCAGUGGUGAACAAUUUUUUUUAUUCUCACCAAAAGGUGGUUCCAUAUGAAAUAGGCUCAAUUUCCAUAAGAGGAGAUUACAAGCACAAGUUUCAUUUAUUGAACAAAAUGAUCUAAAAAUUUCCCUUCCAUGGUGAAGCUUAUCACAUUUCUAAAGAGUCAUUUAUUCUUUAUUUGGUUUCCAUUUCCUCAAAUUGGAAGAUAGUGGACGGCCAUCUAAACAAAACCGGGGAUACAGAUAUAGGGAGGAGGGAGUGUAGUGUAGUAAAUAAAAGUAGAGCUGCUCAUUAUGAUUACUAUCCAGAUUAUGAUUAUGUCCCAAAAUCUGAGUGAAUCAGUGAAGAGUAUCAAGGUUAAAGACCUGCUCAUUACCUAUGCUAGAGCUUCGAGGCAGCUGAUCAAUUUCAAUAAAUCCAGGUGGGGUGUGCUUCAGACCUUACACUGCUGGCCCUGAAAUUAAUCAAACCAUAUGCAGGCUCCUAAAUGUUACUGUUUGCAUAGACCAUGGAACCUAUCUUGGUCUUCAUUCCAUCAUUGAUCGUAGAGGUUUUUCACUUUUCUUAAUGAUAAAGUUGGCUAGCACUUCAACUCCGGGAGGAACAGACUUAUCUCAAGGGCUGGCAAAAAAAUGUAGAUUAAGACUGUAAUGCAAAAGCUAUUGCCAACUAUGCUAUGGGCAUGUUUCUAGAGGCUAAAGGUGUGCAGUGAUUGGUAGAGUGAUGGCUGUCUUUUAUACGGAGAAAAAGAACCAAAAAGAACCAAUUUACAUGCACGGAAUGAGUCAGUGAUUUGAUUUUCCCACCAUAUAUACUCAGUAGUGAAUAAUACUCCCUGUCUCCAAAUAAACUUUCCCUUUUCCAUCUGUCCAAAAAUAAUCUCACUUCUCUUCAUUCCAUAAAAGGAAAUGAAUAUCUGGUCUGCAACAUUUCUCUUUGCUCUGACCAAAUUCUAUCCGCAAACUUUUUGUUCUUCAACAACUUUCUUCAUCUCCAUGAAGUUAAAGCGAGACUUUAAUUUAAGGAUUGAUGAAGUAAUGCUUUAAAACAACAACAACAACAACAACAACAAUAAUAAUAACAAUACAAAGUAGAUGCUCGUCUGAGUGAUAAAGAAUGUGAUCUGUUGGUUGAAAAGAUUACUUUGAAAGUGUCCUCCUGGGCAACUAGACAUAUUUCCUAUGCAGGGAGAGUGAGGCUGAUCAAUUCUGUUCUUUAUGGGGUGAUUUCCUUUUGGUGUAGAAUUUUCGUGCUGCCUUGUAAGGUUAUGCAGAAGGUCAUGGCUGUAUGUAGGAAUUUUCUUUGGAGCUCCUCUUCAGAAUAUAAGAAACCCCCUCUGGUCAAAUGGGAAGAAGUCUGCAGAUCCAAAUGUGAAGGAGGACUGGGCUUGAAGAAUCUGCAGGUAUGGAAUAAGGCUUGUAUUAUGAAAUUAAUUUGGGAUAUUGCAUCUAAGAAAGAUAUACUGUGGGUUAAAUGGGUACACAGUAGAUACCUGAAGAAUAAAUCCAUAUGGUCAUAUGAAAAUAAACCUGAUGAUUGCUAUUAUUGGAAGAAGAUGAUGUUGGUCAGAAAAGAAUUUGCUGGGAUGCCAUGUUCAAGUGAGUACACAGUGAAAGAAGGUUACAAAUGGCUGGCUGGAAACCAAUCAAGAGUUGAAUGGGCUGAGUUGGUAUGGAAUAAAACCUCUGUUCCUAAACAUCAAUUCAUUGCUUGGUUGAUAUGGAGAGGUAAGUUACUGACAAAGGACAGAUUGAGUGGUUUGUUGCCAAUUGAUCCUACCUGUAUAAUGUGCACCAAGGAAAAGGAGACAGUGGAUCACCUAUUUUGCAGUUGCCCUUUUGCAGUAGACAUUUUCCUUAAUGUCUCUGGUUUUAUUCAGUUUGACCUUACUUCUUGUUCUAUAGCUGAAUUGGGACAGAAACCAAAAGAAGGGAAGAACAUGAAAGAUAGAUGCUUCAUUGCUGCUUGCAUUGCCAAUUGCCAUUUGUUGCUAUUACAUUUGCAAAGCUAGGAACGCAAAGCAGCACAACAAAGAGAUGACCAAGGAGAGCACGUUGAAGGCUAUUGUUGAACAGAUUAAUUUCAUCUCCAUUAAUAAGUAGCUAUUAUGUUUUUAGGGGUGGCUGUAGUGUGGCUAGUGUUCUCUGUUUGGCUGUUUUGCAUUUGUGAUUUCCUAUGUACUGGUUGGUGAUAUUUGGGUGGUAAUAUAUUUUGUGCUUUGUUCAAAAAAAAUAAUAACAAUAAUUCAUCUAGGAAAAUUUUACAUAUAUUAUCUAUUAGAAAGGAGUCUUUUAGCUCAACAGUGGCCAACAAAACCACUAACCUGAAACCCAAGAGGAGAACUGUAAUGGAGUUGGGGAUUGCUCUUCCUAAUUACCUUUAAGACUUCUCCCUUAAGUCCCUAAACCCAAUACAGAUGACAUUAUAUCUUAAAGACUUUGAGAGAGUAUAUCUAAUCUACUUAUGAUCAGGUAGGCAUCCAAUUGUUGUUACUGCAAUUCUGUAUCAAUCCAUAAUAUGAAGGUCAGCAGGUUGUGCAAGAAGAUAUAAUGGAAGCACAUGAUUCAGAAUUCAGAAAAGUCUGAAACGUCAAGAUUGGAGGGAAACCAACUUCCCAAGGCAAAUAUAUCACAAAAGCAGUUGUUCAAAAAAUGGUGAUAAAAUUUUGCCAAAUUUAAAAUGGUGUAAAAAAAUGGUGAUAAAAUUUUGCCAAAUUUUGCCAAAUACUUAAAAUGAUAUUCUCCCAAAAUUAUGUUAAAUUUUUCAAUUACGUUUCAUUACCUUUAGGAGAAGAAAUACAAGAUUCAUAUUAUCUCUCUCUACACAAAUAUCAACAAACAGUUUUCACAUCCUUAACUCUUGUGCCCACCCAGAUUCUGCAUUGUGACCUGAUUCUGGCACGGAGUGAGUACAUAAAAUGUGAGUGUUAAAUUUGUACACGAGAUUUCCGUUCAGAAGGCAAACUCCCCUGAUAGUACCUUCCCUUUCCUUACUAUUGAGUAUAAAAGUCACUUGUGGCCUAGAAUCAAAGCACAUUAUAAAUAUUUAAAGAUAAACGCAAAACAUGACU